Symphalangus syndactylus (siamang) is the source of this 294-nucleotide messenger RNA. RefSeq lists its product as uncharacterized. Lineage: Eukaryota; Metazoa; Chordata; Mammalia; Primates; Hylobatidae. The record is from RefSeq and is a predicted model, not a curated record.
AUGGGGUCAUCAGGAGUAGCUGGGAUUACAGGUGCCCACCACCAUGCCUGGCUAAUUUUUGUAUUUUUAGUAGAGACAGGGUUUCACCAUGUUGGCCAGGCUGGUCUUGAACUCCUGACCUCAAGUGAUCCACCUGCCUUGGCCUCCCAAAGUGCUGGGAUUACAGGUAGUCUAAGGCAGGAGAAUCCCUUGAGUCCAGGAGCUCUUGCUCAGCUGCUCCUGGGUCUGUCCUGCUCCCUGGAAUUUUUGUCAUGCAGAAAUUUCUCGGCCCGGAGCUCAUUUCUGCCCACUUAA